AUGGCUCCUGACCGCAGAGGCGGCAGACAGCCUUGUGUAGUCGCAUUCUCAUCACCCAAGCGAGCGCACUGCCCCCGCGGGCCAUCUGGUCACGCGCGGAGAGUGAGAGCCAGGCAGGCCAGCCUUCUGGGACGGGAGGAUGGGCGAGCUGUUUCCGGCAGGACCGUGAGGCUGAUCGAGUACUUGCGCAGGCAGGCGGUGAACAGGCCCAGCUGGGUCCUGAUGGGGGGUUUGGUGAAGGGACCUGAGCGGGGCCUGAAGUACGGGGGGACCUGGCCCAGGCCGCCCCCGCCCUCCCAGGUGCAGCGGCCCUUCCGAGUGAUCCUGACACUGCCGUGUGAGAACCGGCGUCUAUCAGGACAGCUUCAAAAGAAACCAUUUCUGACCCUCUUCUAUGAGUCCUGGCCCGAGGAAGUGGCUUUAGACUGUGCCCCUAAAUGCUGCUGCUGGUCAUCUACCUCCGUUCGGGAGACCGAGCCCUCAGGAUUUGCCGAGCUGGGGCCACGCUGGAUCACCAGUGCCUCUUGCUGCCCCUGGGCCGGCACCGCGGUGUGCCCCUGCCGCUGCGAAGCGGUGGCCGGGGCCUGGUUGCGUGCAGUUACCUGCCGCCGUCGGAGUGACAGCGGGUGUGAUUCCUCCAAGGGCCAUCCUUGCUGCGGCAAUGGCGAGAUCAUCUCUUCUGUGACGGAGCAGCAUCCCCUGCGCCUGAGCCGUCUGAAGGGGCGCAAGUCCCGCCUGGGCACUUCUCGCGGGACGCGACGCCCGGCCGCUUCUCUGGCCCCAGUAUUCACCAACAGCAGUAACACAAACUUCCAGAUCUUGGAGCCUACCGUGCCACGCUUUAGAAAGAGGCAAAGCAAGCGGCCGGUGCUGGUUCUCCAGAAUGAGGCGCUUUACCCGCAGCGGCGGUCCUACACCAGCGAGGAUGAGGCCUGGAAGUCCUUCCUGGAGAACCCCCUCACGGCAGCCACCAAGGCGAUGAUGAGCAUCAACGGCGACGAGGACAGUGCCGCGGCGCUCGGCCUGCUCUACGACUACUACAAGGUGCCGAGAGAGAGAAGGUCGUCGAUGGCAAAGCCAGACGUUGAGCACCCAGAGCCAGAUCACAGCAAAAGGAACAGCAUCCCCGGCGUGCCCGAGCAGCCCCUCCUGUCUGCUGGAGAAAACCGCGUGCAAGUGCUGAAAAACGUGCCCUUCAACCUCGUGCUCCCCCACGGCAGCCAGCUGGGCAUGGACAAGCGAGGCCACCUGGCAGCUCCUGACACCACGGUCACCGUCUCCAUCGCCACGAUGCCCACCCACUCCAUCAAGACGGAAAGCGAGCCCCACGGCUUCGCGGUGGGCGUGCCGCCGGCUGUGUAUCCCCCGGAGCCCGCCGAGCGGGUGGUGGUGUUCGACCGGGGCCUUACCCCGGACCAGUUCGGCUCGGGCGCCCAGCCGCCGAACGCUCAGCGGCGCACCCCGGACUCCACCUUCUCGGAGACCUUCAAGGAAGGCGUGCAGGAGGUGUUCUUCCCCUCGGACCUCAGCCUGCGGAUGCCCGGCGUGGAUUCGGAGGACUAUGUUUUUGACAGUGUUUCUGGAAACAACUUCGAAUAUACCCUCGAGGCUUCCAAAUCGCUGCGCCAGAAGCCGGGAGACAGCACCAUGACGUACCUGAACAAAGGCCAGUUCUACCCCGUCACCUUAAAGGAAGUGAGCAGCAGCGAGGGCAUCCACCACCCCAUCAGCAAAGUGCGGAGCGUGAUCAUGGUGGUGUUUGCCGAGGACAAGAGCCGGGAGGACCAGCUGCGGCACUGGAAGUAUUGGCACUCACGGCAGCACACGGCCAAGCAGAGGUGCAUCGACAUCGCUGACUACAAGGAGAGCUUCAACACCAUCAGCAACAUCGAGGAGAUCGCUUACAACGCCAUUUCUUUCACGUGGGACAUUAACGACGAAGCAAAGGUCUUCAUCUCCGUGAACUGCCUGAGCACAGACUUCUCGUCCCAGAAGGGCGUCAAGGGGCUGCCGCUCAACAUCCAGAUCGACACCUACAGCUACAACAACCGCAGCAACAAGCCCGUGCACCGCGCCUUCUGCCAGAUCAAAGUCUUCUGCGACAAGGGAGCUGAGCGGAAGAUCAGGGACGAAGAGAGAAAACAGAGCAAGAGAAAAGUUUCCGACGUGAAAGUGCCGCUGCUGCCCUCUCAUAAGCGCAUGGACAUCACGGUUUUCAAGCCCUUUAUUGACCUGGACACCCAGCCCGUCCUCUUCAUCCCCGACGUGCACUUCGCCAACCUGCAGCGGGGCACCCACGUCCUCCCCAUUGCUGCUGAAGAACUGGAGGGUGAAGGGUCCAGCCUGAAAAGGGGGCCGUUCGGGCCGGAAGACGACCUUGUCGCACCACCGCCGGCCAAGCUGCCCCGGGUGGAGCAGCCCAAGAGAGUGCUGCUUUACGUGCGGAAGGAGUCAGAGGAGGUCUUCGACGCCCUGAUGCUGAAGACCCCGUCGCUGAAGGGCCUGAUGGAGGCUAUCUCGGACAAGUACGAUGUCCCCCACGACAAGAUCGGGAAGAUAUUCAAGAAAUGCAAAAAAGGGAUCCUGGUGAACAUGGACGACAACAUCGUGAAACACUACUCCAACGAGGACACCUUCCAGCUGCAGAUCGAAGAGGCGGGAGGCUCCUACAAGCUCACGCUCACCGAGAUCUAGGCCCCGCCGGGCCAGGGAGCGGGCGGCGUCUCGCUGCUGGCCAGGCUGCGGCUCCAGCCAGCGCUUC
Molecule: messenger RNA, 2761 nt
Organism: Condylura cristata (star-nosed mole)
Lineage: Eukaryota; Metazoa; Chordata; Mammalia; Eulipotyphla; Talpidae
Gene: GRHL1
Product: grainyhead-like 1 (Drosophila)
Exons: 21
Coding region: 1-2694 (897 amino acids)
Biological process (GO): regulation of transcription by RNA polymerase II
Cellular component (GO): nucleus
Molecular function (GO): DNA-binding transcription activator activity, RNA polymerase II-specific; RNA polymerase II cis-regulatory region sequence-specific DNA binding
Source: RefSeq, a predicted model, not a curated record